Rattus rattus (black rat) is the source of this 5962-nucleotide messenger RNA. RefSeq names its product kinesin family member 5A (gene Kif5a). The record is from RefSeq and is a predicted model, not a curated record. Lineage: Eukaryota; Metazoa; Chordata; Mammalia; Rodentia; Muridae. The coding region runs from base 250 to 3333 and encodes 1027 amino acids. Gene Ontology annotation, molecular function: ATP binding; microtubule binding; microtubule motor activity. Gene Ontology annotation, biological process: microtubule-based movement. The transcript is spliced from 29 exons.
CGCAGCGCGGCUGCAGCGCAAGGGGCGGAGAGGCACAGCGCGGCGAGAGGACCAAAAGCCCAGGUCGCCCGCAUCCAGUGCCGCAGGACACCAAAAGCGCACCUUCGCCUGGGCAUCCCAGCUGCUCCCUUGGCCUCAGCGACAGAUCACCUGUCCUCCGCCUCAACCCCAACCCAGCGCUCCCUUCCUCCGGAGCAUACGCUACCGUUGCAGCGGGAGACGCGCCCCAGCCCCUCGUCGUCGACCACCAUGGCGGAGACCAAUAACGAAUGCAGCAUCAAGGUGCUUUGCCGAUUUCGGCCCCUGAACCAGGCCGAGAUUCUGCGGGGGGACAAGUUCAUCCCCAUUUUCCAAGGGGACGACAGCGUCAUUAUUGGGGGAAAGCCAUAUGUCUUCGACCGUGUAUUCCCCCCAAACACGACUCAGGAGCAGGUUUACCACGCCUGUGCCAUGCAGAUCGUCAAAGACGUCCUUGCUGGCUACAACGGCACAAUUUUUGCUUAUGGACAGACAUCCUCAGGGAAAACGCACACCAUGGAGGGAAAGCUGCACGACCCUCAGCUCAUGGGCAUCAUUCCCCGGAUCGCCCGAGACAUCUUCAACCACAUCUACUCCAUGGAUGAGAACCUUGAGUUCCACAUUAAGGUGUCUUACUUCGAGAUUUACCUGGAUAAGAUCCGCGACCUUUUGGAUGUGACCAAGACAAACCUGUCUGUGCAUGAGGACAAAAACCGGGUGCCGUUUGUCAAGGGUUGUACCGAACGCUUUGUGUCCAGCCCAGAGGAGAUUCUGGAUGUGAUCGAUGAGGGGAAGUCGAAUCGUCACGUUGCUGUCACCAACAUGAAUGAGCACAGCUCUCGGAGUCACAGCAUCUUCCUCAUCAACAUCAAGCAGGAGAACAUAGAGACGGAGCAGAAGCUCAGCGGGAAACUGUACCUCGUGGAUCUGGCCGGAAGCGAGAAGGUCAGCAAGACAGGAGCAGAGGGAGCCGUUCUGGAUGAGGCAAAGAAUAUCAACAAGUCGCUGUCGGCCCUGGGGAAUGUGAUCUCUGCUCUGGCCGAGGGCACUAAAAGCUACGUGCCGUACCGUGACAGCAAAAUGACGAGGAUUCUCCAGGACUCUCUGGGAGGGAACUGCAGGACCACUAUGUUCAUCUGCUGCUCACCAUCCAGCUACAAUGACGCAGAGACCAAGUCCACACUCAUGUUUGGGCAGCGGGCAAAGACCAUCAAGAACACUGCCUCAGUGAAUCUGGAGUUGACUGCUGAGCAAUGGAAGAAGAAAUAUGAGAAGGAGAAGGAGAAGACCAAGGCCCAGAAGGAGACAAUUGCGAAGCUGGAGGCUGAGCUUAGCCGGUGGCGCAAUGGAGAGAAUGUGCCUGAGACUGAGCGCCUGGCUGGAGAGGAUUCAGCUCUGGCAGCCGAGAUCUGUGAGGAGACCCCUGUGAAUGACAACUCAUCCAUCGUGGUACGCAUCGCACCCGAGGAAAGGCAGAAAUACGAGGAAGAGAUCCGCCGUCUCUACAAGCAGCUCGACGACAAGGAUGAUGAGAUCAACCAACAGAGCCAACUCAUUGAGAAGCUGAAGCAGCAGAUGCUGGACCAGGAAGAGCUGCUAGUGUCCACUCGGGGAGACAAUGAGAAGGUCCAGCGGGAGCUGAGCCACCUGCAGUCCGAGAAUGAUGCCGCGAAGGAGGAGGUGAAGGAAGUGUUGCAGGCCCUGGAGGAGCUGGCAGUCAACUAUGACCAGAAGUCCCAGGAGGUGGAGGAGAAGAGCCAGCAGAACCAGCUGCUGGUGGAUGAGCUGUCCCAGAAAGUGGCCACCAUGCUGUCCCUGGAGUCUGAGCUACAGCGGCUCCAGGAAGUCAGUGGACACCAGCGAAAACGGAUUGCUGAGGUGCUGAAUGGGCUGAUGAAGGACCUGAGUGAGUUCAGUGUCAUCGUGGGCAACGGCGAGAUUAAGCUGCCUGUGGAGAUCAGUGGGGCCAUCGAAGAGGAGUUCACGGUGGCCCGACUCUACAUCAGCAAGAUCAAGUCAGAGGUGAAGUCCGUGGUUAAGCGAUGCCGGCAGCUGGAGAACCUCCAAGUGGAGUGUCAUCGCAAGAUGGAGGUGACCGGUAGGGAGCUGUCGUCUUGCCAGCUGCUCAUCUCACAGCACGAGGCCAAGAUCCGUUCGCUCACGGAAUACAUGCAGACUGUGGAGUUGAAGAAGCGGCACCUGGAAGAGUCCUACGACUCCCUGAGCGAUGAGCUAGCCAAGCUCCAGGCGCAGGAAACUGUACACGAGGUAGCUCUGAAAGACAAGGAGCCAGAUACGCAGGAUGCGGAGGAGGUGAAGAAGGCCCUGGAACUACAGAUGGAGAAUCAUCGAGAGGCCCAUCACCGGCAGCUGGCCCGCCUCCGGGACGAGAUCAAUGAGAAACAGAAGACCAUUGAUGAGCUUAAAGACCUGAACCAGAAGCUCCAGUUAGAGCUGGAGAAGCUUCAGGCUGAUUACGAGAGACUGAAGAACGAAGAGAACGAGAAGAGUGCCAAGCUCCAGGAGCUGACAUUUCUGUAUGAGCGGCAUGAGCAGUCCAAGCAGGACCUCAAGGGGCUGGAGGAGACAGUUGCCCGUGAACUCCAGACCCUCCACAACCUGCGCAAGCUGUUCGUUCAAGACGUCACGACUCGAGUCAAGAAAAGUGCAGAAAUGGAGCCCGAGGACAGUGGGGGGAUUCAUUCCCAAAAGCAGAAGAUCUCCUUUCUUGAGAACAACCUGGAACAGCUUACAAAGGUUCACAAACAGCUGGUACGUGACAAUGCAGAUCUGCGUUGUGAGCUUCCUAAAUUGGAAAAACGACUUCGGGCUACGGCUGAGAGAGUUAAGGCCCUGGAGGGUGCACUGAAGGAGGCCAAGGAGGGCGCUAUGAAGGACAAGCGCCGGUACCAGCAGGAGGUGGACCGCAUCAAGGAAGCUGUGCGGUACAAGAGCUCUGGCAAGCGGGGCCAUUCUGCCCAGAUUGCUAAGCCUGUGAGGCCCGGCCACUAUCCUGCCUCCUCACCCACCAACCCCUACGGUACCCGGAGUCCCGAGUGUAUCAGCUACACCAACAACCUCUUCCAGAACUACCAGAACCUGCACCUGCAGGCUGCGCCUAGCUCCACCUCAGACGUGUACUUUGCCAGCAACGGAGCCACAUCUGUUGCCCCCUUGGCUUCCUACCAGAAGGCCAGCACGGACAAUGGAAACGCCACAGAUAUCAACGACAACAGGAGUGACCUGCCCUGCGGCUAUGAGGCUGAGGACCCGGCCAAGCUUUUCCCUCUCCACCAAGAGACGGCAGCCAGCUAACUCCCAAUCCCGGCUGCAUAUCUGCACUUUCAGUUUCUAAGAGGGACUGAGGCCUCUUCUCUCAGCAUGCUGCAAAACCUGUGGUCUCUGACACUAACUCCCUCCCCAGCCCGUGUCGUUGGACUGUUUGAUGUCUCCUUCUACUCUGUAUCUCUUUGUACCCUGUAUCUAUUUAUCAGAAGCUGCUGCUACGUCUCUCCUCUCUGUCCUACCCUCUAAGUAUCUGAUGAUGUAUUUAGCAGUUUUAAGCAUAGUCUCCCUUCCUCGCUGAGCAUUAGGGAGGAGGGAAACGUUUCUCCUUUCUUCCUUAUACUUGUUUCUUACACCAAGUGAUGUCAGUCACUGAGUAGAGGUCACAAAAGAUAAAGGAAAAAACGGGAGCUGGGAGGCUGCCAUCCUCGCAAACACACAUGUACAUGCUCACCCACGCGCACGCACACCCACCCACACGGUGUACAUACAAAGCCUUAAGCAGAAGAAUGUCUUAGCAUCUACGAAAGGAGAGAAACAGACCCCCCCUUUACACAGAGCACAGAGGAGAACCCAGUGGAAGGUUUGUGACAAUGCCCUCCCCUCCACACAUACACUCCUCACCUGAGUCAGCAGACUGCAGGUGCUGUCCUCUGGCCUGUGAAGUCGGCCUUUUGCUCCCUCCUUCCCCAGUUUGAGAGCAUGGAUUGUCCGCGGGACUAUUUAUUUCCCUUUCUGGCCCAAGCCUCUUUUGAUACUUUCCACCCCAGAUAUCACAACCAGAACUUAGAGUUGGUUUAAAACAUUCUUCUGAAAAGUCGAGAGGGCAGACUGCUGAGAAACAGCUGCUCAUCCGUCCACGCCAAUAGUUAGAAGCAGGGGAGCCAGGAUAGUUGGCUCCCUGGGGCAGGGGAGUGAGCAGGCUGGGGGACUACCGUGUGCUAUCCUGUCACAGAACCCUUAGGUGGAGGCCAGAAGCUCUGUCUUUCUCCCAUAUUGGGCUGCAUGUGCUUCCCACCUCUGACUUUGGUUUGGGGCUUCCAGUUUAUUGGCAGAAUAGCUGUCUCUAGAUGCCUUCCCUUCAAAAUGGAGUUUGGCUUGUUCCUCCCCAAAUAGAGUUCCCUCUAUAAUCUCCAUCUGGUCUCAAGUGCACUUUAAAGACGGGUGGGGAGCAGGAUGGAGCAUGGCAGCAGGCAGCUCCCCUGACACAGGAUAAAGCUCCGCUUUUAUUCCCACCACUGCAAAAGCAAGAGCGGGGUGUGGUGGUUCACACUUUCCAAUGUUGUUCUCAGGAAGCUAAGGUAGGAAAACUGCUAAAUUUGAGGCUAGCCUGGACUGCUACACAGUGAGAUCCAGGAGAGCUUGUGCUAUGAUGGGAGAAACCCCUAUCUCAAAAUGAAAGAAAGGAAAGACAGACAGACAGGAAGGAGGGAGGAAGAGAGAGAGUGCAAGAGAGUGCGUAGGGACUAAGAGCUUGAACCUAAUGCUCUCCCCACAGCCAGCUCAGCCCAGGCCCCCUCCUGCCCAGCAGUGAAGAGGAUGCUUCAGUUCAGAUAGUCUUUCCUGCCCAUGUGCUAAGGUAGUUUUCCAGAUAACUGCAGGGAUAAAGCUCAGUACUCAGCCUAAGCCAAGAAAUACAGUAGCCAGAUACUCGGUCUUACCCAGGAUAGGGGACCAGGACUCUCCAACAGAGGGCAGCCUGCCGCCCAGACCCUUCUAGGCCUCGGAAGAAAACUCCCUGUGGAUGACAGCUGGCAAAUAGUGGGUUGUGACUCCUUCAAGGGAAAGUUUCUGCUCUUUUUCCCUAUCAGGGAGUGACAGGGAUGAAGACAGCGUCAGACCAGCAUGGGAGAACCCCCAGGCGGCAGUUUUCAAACACUUUAAAAAUAAAUCCUAUGUAGGAUGAUGUAAGCAGGAUGAGCCUAGGGCUUUGACCGUGACUCAGUGGUACCUCGCGAAGACACUUAGUGUGACAAGUCUGGGGCUUCAGUCUAUCUCUGGAACUGCAAAAAACCACAACCAAAACGGUGAAGUAAUUCAGAGCUGGGAACUUUAUUAUUUCUUUGUGUCCAUGCCCUAACCAGUGGAAAAUGCUUGCUUAGUUAGAGGGCCCUGGGAUAGCCCUAAGAGGUUGGAACUCACUUAUUUGCAAGAGGGGUCCAAUCUGCUUCCCCCACCCUCCACCCUGGAACCACAACUCAAAAGAAAGGUCAGGAGGUGCAGACAAAUCACACUGCCUCAGAAGGAAGAGAGCGUCCUCUGUGGCUCACGCCAGUAGGACACCUGAGAAUCUGAGGGCGAUCUUGCCACCCAACAAUUCUUUCAAAAUACAAGGAGGGAGAUGUGGAGGUGUACAGCGGGGCAGACAAGGAAGGAGGUGACAGUGGUCAGCCUUCUCUCAGCAAGAUGUAAGGGAAACGGCCAUUUGCCAACCUAAAGAAACAGCCCUUCAUCAGAAGGUUCUCAGCAUACACACUCCUUGUGUUCACUACAUCCCCUUCAGAGAGCCAGGCCACCACAGGGGCCCCUGGCCUGACCACUUACAUCUGCCAAGAUGAAAUAUUGCAUGCCGGCGUGGGAGACAAACCAAACCACACAAAUCCCAGUGUGUAUUUACUUGGUGGACACAGAUACCUUUAAAAUAAAAUGAAUUCGAUGA